Paramecium tetraurelia is the source of this 1278-nucleotide messenger RNA. RefSeq lists its product as uncharacterized. The transcript is spliced from 4 exons. Gene Ontology annotation, molecular function: carbohydrate binding. NCBI's taxonomy places the organism in Eukaryota, Ciliophora, Oligohymenophorea, Peniculida, Parameciidae. The record is from RefSeq and is a predicted model, not a curated record. Gene Ontology annotation, biological process: cell adhesion.
AUGUUGAUUAUUACAUUUCUGAUAUUCUCAAUAGGGCUGGCAACAAUAAAAUAUGAUAGUAACUAUUAUAAUUAAUGGAAUUAUAAUGUUUAAUCUGAAUUUGUUUGUUGGGGAGGAGCCAGAUUUGACGCAACAAUAACAUUCGCAGACACGUUUGCAAAUAUUCCCCAAGUUUUUAUCACCCAUGAGUUGAUAGAUAUGGAUUAUAGAUAGUUUAUUACUUCUGGUUUCAAUCUUAGCAUUACAGACAUUACAUUAACAAGUAAGUACUUUGUUAUGCAUUUGUACUGUGAAUAUGAGAGAGGAUAUAGAUUCAAAAUAAGGUGGUUUGCGGUUGAUGAUCAAAGAAUAUAAGUUAUCAGUUAGUUUAAUUUGAUUCCGCUUAAGAACCUAAGUUAUUAUUAUGCAAACGUAAAUUGUGAUACUUAUUUCAUUACAAUUACAAGUUUUAGUUAGAUAGGGCCUACAGAUGUUUAAUUAUCCGUUAUUUUCACACCUCCUAAUAUAGUUUCCAUACUUUCCCCCUAUUCUCCUGGAAAAUCAGAAAAUUUAAUCUCUCUUGGAUUUUAAAUUAUUUUAGGAAUUGAUGAAGCCUUCAUUUAAUCUAACACGAUUUUAGCGCUUUCAAAUUAUGAUUCUAAUAUAUACGAUCCUAAUCAAGCAGAUCGAGUAGAGUUUUAUCCAUUUUCCGGAAUGGCAUAUGUCAAUGAUCAUUUGUUGUAAUGGGUAGUAGUUAUAGAUAACAAUGGUGUUGGUACAAAAUAUUAGAUAAAAGAUUGGGGGGCAGGAUAUACUACAAAUUACCAUAGAAAAGUUCGAAUGCUGAAAUCUUUUACAAAAGUCUUUUCGCCUAUUCUCUGCAAUUUUAUAAGAUUUUCUUCGAAACUUGAAUAUAGAGGUUUACCUAGGCCUAUGUUUUCAGUUGAAUUUACUGGUGAUUAAGUUAUUUUUACAGGAAAUGGAUAUCAUACAAUAAAAAAGUCGAUUUCUAACAUAGAAUUAAAAAUUAACUGCAAUUGUAUCACUGGUAAAAAGAUUAAAAGUAAAUUGUUUAAAUGUCAGAAUUGUCCUGUAAAUUAAAAUAAUUAUUAAUUUGAACACUCUUGUUAUGGAGCCAUUAAUUUAUUAUUUAUUAAUGCUCGAUUUAUAACUUAAACUACAGCCAUUUAAGAAUUAUAAAUUGAUAUUACAGCUACAAGUUGUAAAAUUACUUAAUUAAUCUACCAUUAACAAAAAUAAACCUAUGUAAUUGUUGAUAUAUAAAUCAUUGAUAGUUGA